AUGGAGUUGGACUUCUCGGGCGGGGACAAGGUAGCGCUUUUGGGCAGUCCGCAGUACUGCCGCAUCUGCCGCAGUCACGAGUCUCGAGCCACGGACCCGCUCCUCUCAGCCUGCGCCUGCACGGGCUCUGUCGGGAAGAUCCACGCCCAAUGUCUGCGCCAGUGGAUCAAGUCGCGCCGCAUCCCCAUCGACCAAGCACUGGCCUGCGAACUCUGCAAGUUGACGUACCGUGUCGUGCUCCGGCGGCGCGUUCGUUGGGACCGCCGGCAUGGCUGCAGCUGGGCCUCCUUGGGGUAUCUAUGUGUCGUUCUUGUCCUCAUCGGCGCACUUGUGCUUGUUGCAAGCCUUCUCGUACGGCUGCUGCAAGAGGCCCAGCACGCGCCGGCGGCCAACAUCAUCCCCGUCAUCCUUCUUUUUGGCAGCUCGACCAUUGUCUCGCUCGUCGCGGUCUGGCGCAUUUUCUGGCGCUGGUUCUACGUCACAUCCGUCACGUACGUCGACGCGGCCGACGGUCUCUUCCCGGCCACGGUCUAGCCGUUUGAUCUCUGCUGCUAUACUUAUUGUAUGAAUACGAUUCUUG
Saprolegnia parasitica CBS 223.65 is the source of this 580-nucleotide messenger RNA. RefSeq lists its product as hypothetical. The coding region runs from base 1 to 534 and encodes 177 amino acids. Gene Ontology annotation, molecular function: zinc ion binding. The record is from RefSeq and is a predicted model, not a curated record. The transcript is spliced from 3 exons. Lineage: Eukaryota; Oomycota; Saprolegniomycetes; Saprolegniales; Saprolegniaceae.